AUGUCCUGCUGGGACGGCCUGCGCGCUCGGCUGCGGUUCGGCCGGCCGGCGCGCGGCGGUCUGGUGACACUGGCUGCCGGCUUCCUGCUGCACCUGUCGCUCGGCUGCGGCUACAGCUACGGCAACUUCACCACCUACCUGACCUCAUACCUGGCCGUGCGCCGCCGGUUGCCGGUCGACUUCGGCGCCACGCUGUGGGUGGACGCCGCCAUGACGGCCGCCGAGGGGCCGGGCGUGUUCCUGGGCAGCAUCUGCUACCGCCGGCUGGGACCGCGGCUCACGCUGCUGGCCGGCGGCGUGCUCAGCUCCGGCGCGCUGGCGCUCAUGUACGUCGUGGUCGACACGUCGCUCGCCUGGGUGAUCGUCGUGUUCGGCGUGGUGAACGGUCUGGGCGUCGGGUUGGCCUACAGCCCGCCGCUGCUAGCCGGCUUCAAGUGGUUCCCGCACCACCGCGGCCUCAUCAGCGGUCUGGUGGUCACCGGGUUCCGGCUCGGCGGAAUCAUGUUCACUACCAUCCAGACCAGCUUCCUCAACCCUGACAACGUGCUGCCCGAUCCCGACGACGGCUUCUUCUACGACGACGCGCUGCUGGACCGCGUGCCGUGCCUGUUCCUGUUGGAGGCCGCCGUGAGCGUGGUGUUCCAGCUAAUCGGCGUGCUCGGUGUGCACGACCCGCCCGCCGAGCACGACCGACUGACCCCCGAGCCGGGCUUCGGCCGCGCACUGAGCGACACCUCCGAUACCUCCGCCACAGCGGCCUCUGAGGGCGCUGACCCUCAGGAAGACCGCAGCAAGACACCAGCGAGCCGCAGCCCUUCAGUGGCCAGCGCUGAGCAGACGACAUCCUGGAAGAAGUCGCUGAUGACGCUGCCGGCACUGCAAUUGACGGUCGGCUUCGCCAUGUGUAUCCUCACGCUGUCCAUCUUCAACCCGCUGUGGAAGGCGUUCGGACAGACGUUCAUCCGCGACGACCACUUCAUGGAGCUGGUGGGCUCCGGCUCGCUGGUGCUCGGCCUCAUCGGCCGCCUCGUCUGGGGCGUGCUCUGCGACAUGUUCAGCUACAAGCCCAUCAUGCUGAUGAUGCCAGGACUCAUCUGCUUCUUCACAUUCACCCUGCCGGCCUGCACGGAGGGCAGUCAGGUCAUGUUCCUGUUCUGGGUGUGGUCCAUCUACUUCUGUUACGCCGGCGUGUUUUCGGUGGUGGUAACCGGCACGGCCGACUGGCUCGGCACCGACGUCGCCGGCCACGUGUACGGGGUCAUCUUCAUGACGGGUACGCUGGUGUCGCUGCUGGCGCCGCCGCUGGCCGAUGCGGUGCUCGACAGCCGCGGCUACCCGAGCGUGUUCCUCGUGUCGGGAGGGUUCGCCGCCGUCGCCUUCGUCGCCGCGCUGACGUUCCGACACAUCGACCGCACCGAUGUCGACUACCAUCGAAUGCAGCCCGACAUGCCGGUGAAACUGUGA
This is a messenger RNA of Amphibalanus amphitrite, 1464 nucleotides long. RefSeq names its product MFS-type transporter AFUA_1G00970-like. Gene Ontology annotation, molecular function: transmembrane transporter activity. The transcript has a single exon. Gene Ontology annotation, biological process: transmembrane transport. NCBI's taxonomy places the organism in Eukaryota, Metazoa, Arthropoda, Thecostraca, Balanomorpha, Balanidae. The coding region runs from base 1 to 1464 and encodes 487 amino acids. The record is from RefSeq and is a predicted model, not a curated record.